GCGGGCCUGACCUCCAGGGAGGCGGUGCGUGGCACACGCCUGGGGGGUGGUUGGUUAUUGGUAUGUUAGCAUCUUUCAAACUUGGGUCGCUUUCUUACCAACCUUUACGGUUAUAGCCAACUUCUCGUUCCAGCCGUGGUGUUGACUGGAUGUUUUCUUUCAAUUGGCGUACUUAGAAGAAAAAAAAUUAAAAAGCACUGAAGUAGGCGCUACUUACAUUAGCGUCGCCCUUACUCGUGCCCGCGAAAUCCUGGGAUUACUUUUAUUCCUAAUAAACUAAAAUAAUAUGUUGCAAAUCAGAAGAUUUAAUUGUGUACUCUCUUAAACCGACUGGUGUACCACGCGUGGGAUGCACAUCACUAUUAAUUAUCACAAAAGUCAUGAGGGUCUGGUUUUAACUCCUGUGGGCCUGGGACUUGAUGGCAAUUCAGUUCAACAAUGUUUCCUGAGUACCAGCUGUAUGCCAGGCACUGUGCUAGGCACUUGUGAAGAUACCGGCUUAAAAAUGAAUACCCCAUGUUUUCCCAUCACCCGAAGAGUCUGGGCAGAGACUGGACUACACCGUGGGAGAAUCUGCAAAGGUGUUGCUGGAACAGACAUAUUUCUAGUUGUAUGAGGUGGCCUGGACAUUAUUCUCGUGCUCCUUACCCAUACUUCAGUAGUAGGCAUUUUUCACUAAAUUGGAGACCACCUUGUUUAUUUGAGUCUAGAACUCAGUUUCAGUACAGUAACUGGAGACCUGACAACCUGAGCCAGACCUCUUUGAUUCAUCUCUCUAGUUACAUCAUGAACUCUGAGGGAGAUGAGCCUUCAUCAAAACGAAGAAAACACCAAGGCAUGAUCAAAAGGAAUUGGGAAUAUAUAUGUAACCAUAAAAAAGAAAAAACGAAGAUCCUAGGAGAUGAAAAUGUUGACCCCCAAUGUGAAGACAGUGAGAACAAGUUUGACUUUUCAGUGAUGUCCUAUAAUAUACUUUCACAAGAUUUACUGGAAGAUAAUUCACACCUUUAUAGACACUGCCGACGGCCAGUAUUACACUGGAGUUUUAGGUUUCCCAAUAUUCUGAAAGAAAUUAAACACUUUGAUGCAGAUGUACUUUGUUUGCAAGAAGUUCAAGAAGAUCAUUAUGGAACAGAAAUCAGGCCAAGUUUGGAAUCACUGGGUUAUCACUGUGAAUAUAAGAUGCGGACAGGAAGGAAACCUGAUGGCUGUGCCAUUUGCUUCAAGCAUUCCAAAUUUUCGCUCUUAUCAGUGAAUCCAGUGGAAUUCUUCCGCCCUGAUAUUCCUCUCUUGGACAGAGACAAUAUUGGAUUAGUUUUACUCUUGCAGCCCAAAAUUCCAUGUGCUACCUCUCCUUCGAUCUGUGUAGCUAAUACACAUCUAUUGUAUAAUCCAAGGAGAGGAGAUAUUAAGCUGACUCAAUUGGCAAUGCUGCUGGCAGAGAUUUCCAGUGUUGCACAUCAGAAAGAUGGCAGUUUCUGUCCUAUUGUUAUGUGUGGUGACUUUAAUUCUGUUCCUGGUUCUCCACUCUAUAGUUUCAUAAAGGAAGGAAAAUUGAAUUAUGAAGGACUUGCCAUAGGAAAGGUAUCUGGCCAGGAACAGUCUUCACGGGGACAAAGAAUUUUAUCUAUUCCAAUUUGGCCCCCAAACCUAGGUAUCUCACAGAACUGUGUGUAUGAGGUACAGCAGGUACCAAAAGUAGAAAAGACAGAUAGUGAUCCUACACAAACACAGCUGGAGAAAACAGAGGUCCUAGAAACAGCUGAAAAAUUAUCUUCAAACCUACAGCACCAUUUCAGCUUGUCAUCCGUUUAUUCACAUUUCUUUCCUGACACUGGAAUUCCAGAAGUUACCACUUGUCAUUCUCGAAGUGCCAUAACUGUGGAUUAUAUUUUCUACUCUGCAGAAAAAGAAGAUGUUGCUAGGCACCCAGGAGCUGAAGUUGCUUUGGUUGGUGGCUUGAAACUUCUAGCUAGACUGUCACUUCUUACAGAACAAGACUUAUGGACUGUUAAUGGACUUCCAAAUGAAAAUAACUCUUCAGAUCAUCUGCCUUUAUUGGCUAAAUUCAGACUUGAGCUCUGACUCUUCUUUGAUUAUAUACAUAAUUUUCUUUCUGGUUAUAUUCUUUUUCAAAGACUAUAAAGUUGUUCUUCGGCUUUUGCAUGUUUAUUUUUGUGCUGUGGAGUUUCUGAAGAGAUCAAGUGCUUGAAACAGAUAUCGGAAGAAAGAAGUUUACAACAAUUUUCUUUUUUAAUGAUGAAAAAUAUUUUCCUGACAAUUGAGAUGUAAAUACUCUUUAUUAUAAAAGAUGUGUAAAUAUUUUUUAUUCUAAAUCUUAGUAAAGUUGACAAUGUUUUUAAAAUAUAGUGCAUCUUCUUUAGUCUGUUUAGUGAAGAAUUUCAUUUCAUGUUUUUGGAAAGCUUUAAGUGGAUCCAGAAUAUCUGAGUUCUUGCAAACCACAAUUUGUUUCUGUCCUGUAGGCAUGAUUUCUUUGGGAGAACUCUAUGUGUUUUGAGUCCCAAUUGGCUGUCUCAGAAAUCAUCAGGUCAUUCACAGGUAUCCAGCCUACCAUUUUAGUUUUUGAAGGUAAUAAUGCUUUUAAAUUGUACAGAAUGCUUAAUCCUUCUUAUUAUUGUCCUGAGCCAUGUGAUAUGCCUGUAGUUUGGAGAAAAGGUUUGGGAAAUGUAGGUCACCAUAAGAGGAUGAGGUCUUAUAAGUCUACUCUUUUCACCCCAUAACAGAUAUAGGUGGACCUAAAAGUAGUGGACUUGAGUUAUACCUUUGUUUACCUAGGAUUUUCUUUGUGUUUUUCUGUUUUCUGUAAGAAAAGAUCUGUGGGGCCAGGUGCAGUGGCACAUGCCUGUGACUCAGAGGCUGAGGUAAGAGAAUUGCAAGUUUGAGGCCUCAGCAAUUUAGCAAGGCCCUAUGUAACUUAAGAGAGAACCUGCCUCAAAAUUAAAAUUAAAAAGGGGGGUCUGGAGAUACAGGUCAGUGGUAUAGCACCCCUGGGUUCAGUUCUCAGUACCUUCCAUGAUCCCCACAAAAAAAGAAAAGAUCCCUGAUUUAGGGGAGAGAUUCUGUUUUACUGAACUGAUUUUGUAGAACUAUAUAUUAUUAGGAAAAUUCAUCAGAACAAAGUAGCAGCUAUCAGGGUUCUAAGAAAGUUGUAAAACUCUAGGGGAGAUACCAACUUGGAUACCUAAUUCUCUAGAAGAGCUCUUUAAAAAGCCAUCAGUUUCAGUGGUUUUUGUUUUUUUUUUUGGUACCAGGGAUUAAACCCAGGGGUGCUUAACCACUGGGCCACAUCCCCAGCCCUUUUUAAUAUUUUAUUUAGACAGGGUUUUGCUGAGUUGCUUAAAGCCUUGCUAAGUUGCUGAGGCUGACUUUGAACUCAAGAUCCUCCUGCCUCAACCUCCCAAGCCUGCUGGGAUUAUAGGUGUGUACUACUGAGCCCACCUUUAUUUUGUUUUAUAGUGGUGCACCAGUGAAAGUUGGUGCUUAUUUAUGAGUGGAUUAUGAGAGGUUUUUAUGAGGUCUGAUAAAAUCCUGUAGGUGGCUCUAUGUGUUUGAAUCAAAAACAAAUUUUUUUAAACAAUUUUUUUUGUAGUUGUAUAUGGACAACUUUGUUUUAUUUAUUUAUUUUUAUGUGGUGCUGAGGAUCAAAUCCAGGGCCUCACACGUGCUAGGCAAGCACUGUACCACUUAGCUACAGCCCCAGCCCCUUGAAUCAAAAAAUUUUAAAACACAAAAAGUUAAAAUUUUAUUUUGUAGAGAGUAGGAUCAAUGGAUUAUAAACAUUUUUGCUAAGUAGUCAUUUUUCACUAAAUUAUAAACAUUUUUACAGUGAAUUUUAUUACUAGAAUGUCUUGUCUUCAGUUGGAAAAAAAACAUAAUAGUCUUGGACUUAAAAUUUUUGUACUAAAUCAUUUGCUACAAUUAUUUUUAAAAAAUAAACCAGAUGAAAGCCUCCAAGAAGAUGUGCAGGUGAUAAAAAUUUAUCUAUUAAAAUCUGUAAUAAGUGAGUACUUUGAAAUGUUUAAUUGCUUACUUUUUUUUUUUUUUUUGUAGUUGUAGAUGGAUAGCAUGCCUUUAUUUUGUUUAUUUUUAUGUGGUGCUGAGGAUUGAACCCAGUGCUUCACAUGUACUAUGCAAGUACUGUGCCACUAAGCUACAUCCCAAGCCCUUCUUUUUUAAUUUUUUAUUUAGUGUCAACUAUAGUUCAAAGAUUUUCCUCAUUUUUUAGUAGUGUGUAGAAUAAUAUAGGUCCUGAUUAACAGAUAUAGUCAUCAUCAAAUUAUAAUGUUAAUAGAAUUAUCAUUAUAAAAUUAUAAUGAUAAUAGAAUCUCUUUACAGUAUUGGGGAAAUAAAAAUGAAAAUUCAUUGAUUAGUGCUUCAUGUUGAAUGAAUUUAUUUUAAAAUAACUUUAUUAUAUGUAGGUCAUUUUUAGCAAUCUAAUAUCCCUGAAAACCUCUGUGAAAAUUUUAUAUCCUAAUAAAUACAUUGUGAAUUUUGGCCCAUUUCAUGUGCUUCACUUUGAGAAGAGUUAAUCCAUAAAAUUGCUUUCUAUUUUAACUUAUCAAUGAAGUGUUAUUUUGUGGACCAGAAGCCAACAGGUCACUAUAACUUUCUCACAAGCUUUUAAAGCUCCACUGAAAAGUAAUUAUCUACUUGUCUUUCCUUUUUUUAGCCACUAGAGUUGGUAAUGCUUCUGGAUCCUCAUUUUUACCUGCCAAAAACAAUCGUUAAUUGCAGAAACCAAAUCUCACAGUCUAAAGUGUUAUAUACUAUUCAAGCAAAGGGAGAUUGUGAAAUAAUUAAAUUUCUAUUUUACUCUAUGUUUUAAUAUCAAGAUAAUAUGCAUGUUAGAAAUCUUGUCUCUUUUUUUUAAUUUAACAACUGUCUGCUUUAAACACUUUGCUUUCCUUAAAAAAAUAAAUAAUAAUCAAAGUUAUUUGGGAGCCAGAGAGUUCAAGGGCUUGGGGAAAUGGAGGAGUCAAGUCAUUUGCACUUUGUACCUGUAAAUUAUGUAAUAAAUUAUUAGAAUUGUA
Marmota monax (woodchuck) is the source of this 5051-nucleotide messenger RNA. It is a transcript of the gene Angel2, whose product is annotated as angel homolog 2. Gene Ontology annotation, biological process: 3'-UTR-mediated mRNA stabilization. NCBI's taxonomy places the organism in Eukaryota, Metazoa, Chordata, Mammalia, Rodentia, Sciuridae. The record is from RefSeq and is a predicted model, not a curated record. The transcript has 9 exons. Bases 517 to 2085 code for a protein of 522 amino acids. Gene Ontology annotation, molecular function: 3'-5'-RNA exonuclease activity; mRNA 3'-UTR binding.